UUGGGACCGAAUUUAGCAAUGAGCUCACUUAUGUCCCAGACAUGGCUCCUAGAUCAGCAAAUUAUGCUGCUUUGGAGGAUGGAGGAGUGCAGGUCAUGUCAAAAGAAGACACCGAAACCUUGCAUCUGUGCAAGAAAAUGAUGGAAAGAGGGGAUUGGCCUCCCCUUCUAGUUGUCUUUGAUACUAAAGAAGGGUUCACAGUACAAGCAGAUAUAUUCAUUUGGGACUUGACAAUUAUCACAGAAUAUGUUGGAGAUGUUGAUUAUCUCCGGAACUGUGAAAAUGAUGAUGGGGAUAGCAUUAUGACAUUACUUUCAGCUAGUAAUCCUUCACAAAGCAUUGUAGUAUGCCCUGACCAGCGCAGCAACAUUGCACGCUUUAUCAAUGGCAUCAACAACUACACUCCGGAGGGGAAGAAGAAGCAGAACUUGAAGUGUGUAAGAUAUGAUGUCGGUGGUGAAUGCAGAGUUUUGCUAAUUGCAAAUAGGGAUAUACGUAAAGGAGAGAGGCUCUAUUAUGACUAUAAUGGACUUGAGAAUGAAUACCCAACUCAGCAUUUUGUAUAACAUCUCCGUUAUUGCCAUCAUACCUAACACAAGGUGGAUUGAAUUACUUCUGACCUUAAGCAAUUGAGCCCCAUUUUUGGCUUCCCUGAUGUGCUGAAUGCAAUCUGUAAUCUGUAUAUGUAGUAUUGUAGUCCUUAGGUGUCUUCUGCAUGUCAGUUCAUAAUGUAGAACUGUAUUUCUCCUUGAUUAAUUUUUAAUAAUCAAAGUCAAUUGCUGAUGCAUGCUA
Molecule: messenger RNA, 792 nt
Organism: Chenopodium quinoa (quinoa)
Lineage: Eukaryota; Viridiplantae; Streptophyta; Magnoliopsida; Caryophyllales; Amaranthaceae
Product: histone-lysine N-methyltransferase ATXR6-like
Exons: 4
Coding region: 42-566 (174 amino acids)
Molecular function (GO): protein binding
Source: RefSeq, a predicted model, not a curated record